AAUUUCAAAAAAAAAAAAAAAACUUCCCCAUCUCAUCCCGCAUUUUAAAUCAUGAACGGCCCGCGACUCACGUCACCGUCUUUGAACUGUCGCCGGAAAAUGACGUUAGCAUGUUCCGGAGAUGAUCAGUGUUCAAAGAAGAACCGAGACCUUUCACAAACCGAAGAUUGUUGUGAGCUUUUGUCGAGAAAGAAGUCGCGGAGUGUCACGUGCACGCCACAUGGAUCGACAUCAGUGAUCGGCAGAAGAAGAGAAAUGGAGGACGCAGUGACAGUGGAGCUAGGGUUUCUGAGCAGAGAUUCGAGAGAGUAUGACUUCUUUGGCGUAUACGAUGGGCACGGAGGGUCAAGAGUGGCGUAUUCUUGCCGUGAUCGAUUACACUGCUUGCUGGUGAAAGAGAUCGAAGAGGAGAUUGAUGUGGAAACGAGGUCAGAGGAGGAUUGGGAGAAGGUGAUGGUGGCGUGUUUUGGGAAGAUGGAUGAGGAAGUGAAUGAUAUAACGGCAAAUAUAGGUUCCACGGCGGUGGUGGCGGUGGUGGGGGAGGAGGAGGUGGUGGUUGCCAAUUGCGGCGACUCAAGAGCUGUGCUGUCAAGACGAGGUGUCGCUGUAUCUAUGUCUAAUGAUCAUAAGCCUGACAGACCUGAUGAGUUGGAGAGAAUUGAAGGUGCUGGUGAGGUUAUAGACUGGAAUGCUCGAGUCUUAGGAGUUCUUUCUACUUCAAUAUCCAUAGAAAUCAUAGUGAGCAAGAGAACUAGUGCAGAUGAAUUUCUGAUUCUACCUACUGAUGGCUUAUGGGAUGUUGUUUCAAAUGAGGUUGCAUGCCCAGUCGUGAGGAGAUGUCUGGAUGGCAGAAUUAAGAGGAGACUUCAAGCGACUCUAAAUGAAAGCAAAUUCAGUGAGGCUGUAAAUCAAAGCCGUGCUGCGGAGGCAGCAGCAGUAUUAAUUGAGCUGGCAAUGGCUUGGGGUAGCAAAGAUAACAUCAGUGUGUCAAACAGAGCCUGUUUACACCUUCCUUCUGCAAUUUUGGAUGAGAAACAAAGAAAGCCACAGUGGUGUGGUGUUAUGUUGCCAAUGACUUUGUAG
Molecule: messenger RNA, 1083 nt
Organism: Camellia sinensis
Lineage: Eukaryota; Viridiplantae; Streptophyta; Magnoliopsida; Ericales; Theaceae
Source: RefSeq, a predicted model, not a curated record